AUGCUUAAGACAUUGGAGAGGUACCAAAAGUGUAACUACGGACCUCCAGAGCCCAAUGUGCCUUCAAGAGAGGCCUUAGCAGUUGAACUUAGUAGCCAGCAGGAAUAUCUCAGGCUUAAGGAGCGUUACGACGCCUUACAAAGAACCCAAAGGAAUCUAUUGGGAGAAGAUCUAGGACCACUUAGUACAAAGGAGCUUGAGUCACUUGAGAGACAGCUUGAUUCUUCUUUGAAGCAGAUCAGAGCUCUCCGGACACAGUUCAUGCUUGACCAGCUCAAUGAUCUCCAGAGUAAGGAGCGCAUGCUUACUGAUACAAACAAAACUCUACGUCUAAGGUUAGCUGAUGGGUAUCAGAUGCCAUUCCAACUCAACCCGAACCAAGAAGAAGUAGAUGUUGACUAUGGGCGUCAUCAACAACAACAACAACAAGCUUUCUUCCAGCCUUUGGAAUACGAACCCAUUUUUCAAAUCGGGUAUCAUCAGGGGCAACAGCAAGAUCAUGCAAUGGAAGCAGGACCAAGUGCGAGUAAUUACAUGUUGGGUUGGUUGCCUUAUGACACCAACUCUAUUUGA
Molecule: messenger RNA, 573 nt
Organism: Eruca vesicaria subsp. sativa (arugula)
Lineage: Eukaryota; Viridiplantae; Streptophyta; Magnoliopsida; Brassicales; Brassicaceae
Source: the annotation of a GenBank genome assembly